GCUAAGCACAUUGUAAAUGUGAACUCUCUUAACCCUCACCAUACCCCAUGAAGUAGACGCUGCCAUUAUCCCAGUCUUAAAUCUGAAGCACAGAGAGAUCAAAUAACGUGCCCAGUAUCACUCCAGUAGUGGGUAGAGGUGCCGAGUUUGAACCCAGGUUUCAUUACUGAUGCCACUUGAGUUAAGGGACGAGGCUUGAGUGGAGCUUUUGAAGAGGGCUGAGCAGGCAUUUGUCAAACUUGUCAAGUAGAGGUAGGGCACCCUCCCUCUCCUUCUCCCCCCACCCCACAGACAGCAUUGCUUAUGGGCAGGUGCAGAGGUAGGCAGCCGGCCUUCACACUUUCCAGGAGGGGGUGUGGCUAAAUUGUAAAGUGCAAGGUUGAACAAGGGAGCUGGUGGAGAAGCAUAAGGAUAUAUUGUGUUUUUCCGGGGCCUGCAGAGAAAGCUUAAGGAGGCCGCUUCUUCCUGCAACUGCAAAGCGUGGUCCUUGUCUGCUCAGGAGUCUGGAAGUGAGCGGCGGCGGUAGUCGUAGAGGCCUUUCAAGUCCUUGAAAUCCUUAUUGGUCCUGCCGGCCAAGGGACUUUGGAAGAGGGGGCGGGGGUGGGAAAGGAAGCCGUGCAAGAUAAAGGGGAGGUGCAUUUUCAGAACCGGGCUAGCUCCGUCCUCGCUUUCGGACCGGCCGCGGGUGGUCUCUCCUGCAACUUCGCGAGCGGACCCCACGGCGGACCCCAUGGCCGACCACAGGUUCAGGCCCGUGUCCGGGGAGAAACCCUGCUGCGACAUUUCCAAAAAAGCCCGGAUCUGUCUCUGCGUGGUUUUCGGUCUCCUGGUCGUGGUGAUCAUCGCGGUGGUGGUGGGGAUCGUGAUGUGGCGCCAGCCGCCCCAGCACCAGGAGUGGAAGGGGGCGGGCACCACCGCCCAUUUUUACGAGAUAAUCCUCGGACGGUGCUACACCUACACCCAAAUCGUGCGACCCGAGCUGGGACAUAAAGAUUGCCAAAAGAUAGGGAAGGCAUUCACAAAUGCAUUUCUUUCUAAGGAUCCUUGCGGCAGCACGGCACAGGACUAUCAGCCAUUGAUGGAGCUGACGAAUCAAACUGUACCUUGUGACAAGACCCUCCUUUGGAGCAAAACAAAUGAGCUGGUGCACGAAUACGCAUGGGUCCAGCGGGAGCUGUUCACCCUCGAGAACACACUGCUGGGUUACAUGGCGGACGGCCUCAGGUGGUGUGGAGACCUAGGCUCUUCUGAAAUGAACUAUCAAUCUUGUCCAGACCGGAGGAAAGACUGUAGCAACAACUCUGUUUCUGUAUUCUGGAAUACUGUGUCCAAAAGGUUUGCAGAAGAUGCCUGUGGUGUGGUCCAUGUGUUGCUCAAUGGGUCCGUCCAUAACACCUUUGAUGAAAGAAGCACUUUUGCACGUGUGGAAGUCUUUAAUUUGCAUCCAGAGAAGGUUCAUACGCUACAGGCCUGGGUGAUGCAGGACAUCAGAAAUAUUUCCAGUGACUCGUGUUCGGAUGCCUCCAUUAAAAAUCUGAAACUGAUUCUAAGCAAAAGGAAUAUUACAUUUACCUGCGAGAAUAAUUACAGCAAUUUACCAGGAACUCAGUAGCUGGGUGUGCUGCCCUGAGAGGCAAUGAUUAGCUGGCCCUCAGCAAUCACUCACAAGGCACAGAAGGCUUUGAACUGGUCCCUGGCAGAGCAUUUAUCCUUGAACUUGAUUCAUAUACGUGCGCAGAGCCAUUCAUCCUCUGAUCGACGUGCAAACAGAACAAGGUAGUGAAAACCAUGGAAUUAACAGUGACCCAUUGGGCGAGUUUGUGACUUCUGUAAAUGCAGGCUCAAAAUAUACUUAUAACAGACAUGAAUAAAUUACACCAACAAUAAAAGAAUAAUACAAGGCUUUGUGGAGUUAUUCUUUUAAAAACAGUUAUUUCCACAAAUACCAGAAGAUCUGAUAUAUAUGUGGAAUCUAAAAAUGUCAGACUCCUGGGGUGCCUGGGUGACUCAGUUGGUUUGAGCAUCUGACUUCGGCUCAGGUCAUGAUCUCACAGUUCGUGAGUUUGAGCCCUGCGUCUGGCUUGCUGCUGUCCACACAGAGCCUGCUUUGAAUCUUCCGUUCCCUUCUCUCUCUGCCCGUCCCCUGCCCGUUCUCUCUCU
Molecule: messenger RNA, 2160 nt
Organism: Panthera uncia (snow leopard)
Lineage: Eukaryota; Metazoa; Chordata; Mammalia; Carnivora; Felidae
Gene: CD38
Product: CD38 molecule
Exons: 8
Coding region: 731-1612 (293 amino acids)
Biological process (GO): positive regulation of B cell proliferation
Cellular component (GO): plasma membrane
Molecular function (GO): NAD+ nucleosidase activity; phosphorus-oxygen lyase activity
Source: RefSeq, a predicted model, not a curated record